Fusarium tjaetaba is the source of this 1557-nucleotide messenger RNA. Its product is annotated as UBX3 UBX (ubiquitin regulatory X) domain protein. The transcript has 2 exons. NCBI's taxonomy places the organism in Eukaryota, Fungi, Ascomycota, Sordariomycetes, Hypocreales, Nectriaceae. Gene Ontology annotation, molecular function: ubiquitin binding. Bases 1 to 1557 code for a protein of 518 amino acids. Gene Ontology annotation, cellular component: endoplasmic reticulum. The record is from RefSeq and is a predicted model, not a curated record.
AUGGCCGAAGGCGACAUGGACUUGGGACAACUGUCCACUACUCAGCAGGAGGCUCUCGAUCAAUAUACACAAGUGACCAACCAAGAGAUCAGCGAAGCUAUUCCGCUUCUCCGCCGCUCCGAAUGGAAUGUUCAGAUCGCAAUCGCCAAGUUCUUCGACGGCGAAGUUGCAGACCCAGUAGCUGCAGCACAACAAGAAAUACCCCGGGCGACAGCGCGGCACGAAAACCUACAAGAGAGCCUUUUUGAUGAGGCAAUUCGUGCCCCUCGAGCUUCACCUCGACAGCGCACUGAUCUAGCUCCAAGAAUCGUGCCUCAGAACCCUGUGACAAACCGAACUCCAUGGUUGCUGGGCCUGCUCCUCACCCCCUUUAGCUUGGGCUGGAGAGCUGCCUCGACUCUAUUUCGGACUUUGAUCUAUGCGCUGUCCUUCUUGCCCGCCUCAAUUCGGCCACGGGCUGUUACGAGCAGAAUCUCGACAGGCUUCAGAGGCACCAAUGGCCGAAGACCUCUCAUGCCUCGAGAUACAGCCUCGAGAUUCAAGCGAGAGUUCGAAGAGGAGUAUGGGGAGAACGAAUUGCCCUUCUUCGAGGGCGGUGUCGCUCAGGCGCAUGAUCAAGCCAAGAAGGACCUCAAGUUUAUGCUUGUGGUAUUGAUGUCGCCUGAGCACGACGAUACUGAGUCUUUCGUAAAAGAGACUUUACUAGCACCAGAAGUGGUGAACUUCAUCAAAGAUCCUUCCAACAACAUAAUUCUGUGGGGCGGAAACGUCUUGGAUUCUGAGGCAUACCAGGUGGCUCAGGAGUAUAUCUGCACCAAGUUUCCCUUCUCGGCAUUGGUUUGCCUUACACCAAAGGAGGGUAGCACACGAAUGGGGAUCGUCAAGCGACUCGUUGGACCCAUGCCCCCCUCCACCUACCUAUCAGAGCUUCGAGCAGCAAUCGAGAAGUACGGUGCAGAUCUGGAUGGAGUACGCGCAGAGCGAACAGCCCAGGAAGUCACAAGAAAUCUACGAACGGAGCAAGACUCGGCCUACGAACGGUCACUAGCUAUUGACAGAGAACGCGCACGCCAGAAGAAAGAAGCCGCGGCGGCCGCAGCUGCAGCAGAGAAGCGCGCGCAGGAAGAAGCAGAGGCAGCAAAGAGACUCGAAGAGAAGCGCGAGCAAUGGAUUGCGUGGAGAGCAACAACUAUUGUGCCCGAGCCACCAACCGGCGAUAAGAGCGUGGUACGAGUCGCACUCAAGAUGCCCGAGGAAUCGGGUAUCGGCCGAAUUGUGCGGCGGUUCCCCCAAGAUGCCUCCCUGGAGGACCUGUAUGCCUUUGUGGAGUGCUACAGCGUUCUCAAAGAGGAGGGUGCAGCGGGUGGUGAUAAGCCGGGGGAGUACGAGCACGAGUACAAGUUCCGAAUCGCCUCAAUUCUCCCCAGAACGGUGUACGAGCCUAGCACAACAGUGACGAUGGGGGAGAAGAUUGGACGGUCGGGAAAUCUGAUUGUGGAGGACAUAUCACCGGAUUCGGAAGAUGAGUCGGACGACGAGGGUGAUGACGAAGACUAG